Molecule: messenger RNA, 2217 nt
Organism: Cyprinus carpio (common carp)
Lineage: Eukaryota; Metazoa; Chordata; Actinopteri; Cypriniformes; Cyprinidae
Gene: foxf1
Product: forkhead box F1
Biological process (GO): regulation of transcription by RNA polymerase II; animal organ morphogenesis
Cellular component (GO): nucleus
Molecular function (GO): DNA-binding transcription factor activity, RNA polymerase II-specific; RNA polymerase II cis-regulatory region sequence-specific DNA binding
Source: RefSeq, a predicted model, not a curated record
GACUUGCUCAUGCUCAAGAGCUUGAGAGGAGCCGAUGAAAACAGAUAAGUAAAAGCUCAACUCCUGAAUGAAGUACAAGAGGACAGGAUCUGAAGCCGAAAGAAUCUUCUUUUCGAUGCAGUAUUCAGUUUUAUGGUGCGUAGUACUAUCACAGGGGGAGCGCGCAAUUACGCAUAACCAGAGAGAAAGAUAGGUCAUUCCAGCAUUACAACUGGUUAUUAAUAUAAGCGUCGUAAUAUCGCAGUAUUUUUGACCGUUGAUUUUUACUCGUGUGCGUGAAUAAUGACAGCUGAAGUCCAGCGGCCCUCCGUGCAGACCCCUCCUCACAGUAGCCCAAUGUCGGAGAAACCACACGGACAGACGGCUGUGAUGGAGACCUCCUCUUCCUCCUCCAGCACCAAAACAAAAAAGACGAACGCUGGAAUCCGUCGUCCUGAAAAGCCCCCUUACUCUUACAUCGCUCUCAUUGUCAUGGCCAUCCAGAGCUCUCCAACCAAACGACUGACUCUGAGCGAAAUUUACCAGUUCCUUCAGAGCCGCUUCCCGUUUUUCAGAGGCUCGUAUCAAGGCUGGAAAAACUCGGUGCGUCACAAUCUGUCUCUGAACGAGUGCUUUAUCAAGCUGCCCAAGGGUCUGGGCAGACCCGGGAAGGGUCACUACUGGACCAUCGACCCGGCCAGUGAGUUCAUGUUCGAGGAGGGCUCUUUCCGCAGGAGACCGCGUGGAUUCAGGCGUAAAUGUCAGGCGCUCAAACCUUCCAUGUACAGCAUGAUGAACGGGCUGGGAUUCAAUCACAUUCCCGAGUCCUAUAACUUUCAGGCGGGCGGCGGGGGCCUGUCUUGUCCUCCAAACAGUUUACCUUUGGAGAGUGGGAUUGGGAUGAUGAAUGGACAUUUGGCCAGCAAUAUGGAAGGAAUGGGCUUGGCAGGACACUCCAUGUCCCAUCUAUCAACGAAUAGUGGACAUUCCUACAUGGGCAAUUGCACGGGAUCCUCGGGGAGUGAAUACCCCCACCACGACAACUCUGCAUCGCCGCUUCUAGCCAGCGGGGGAGUGAUGGAGCCGCAUGCCGUGUAUUCUAGCACAGCUUCGGCCUGGCCUCCAGCGCCCCCGGCCUCUCUAAACAAUGGGGCGUCUUACAUCAAACAGCAGCCGCUUUCUCCGUGCAACCCUGGAACAAAUCCGCUGCAGCCCAGUUUACCCACACACUCACUGGAACAGGCCUACCUGCACCAGAAUGGCCACGGAAACACCGACCUUCAAGGUAUACCGCGCUAUCAUUCCCAAUCUCCCAGCAUGUGUGACAGGAAAGAGUUUGUCUUCUCUUUUAACGCCAUGACCUCUUCAUCGAUGCAUUCACCAGGGAGUAGCUCGUACUACCACCAUCAGCAGGUCUCCUAUCAGGACAUCAAACCCUGUGUGAUGUGACAACAUUGUCAACUACUGCAACGACGAGCAACAGCGUAAAUAGAUCUAAAUGAGACAUGGAGUGGUCUGUGGCUCUUUUGGAAAGGGACAUGGAACACGGAAUUAAGAAUUAGCGUUUAUUACUAAUCAGAACUUGGCAAUGGAAAGGAAUUGUUAGUAAACUACUAACUCAAUAGAGGAGCACGUCAGAAAGGCCGAUUCGCUACUUCUAGAGGUUACAAAAUGAAAAAAGAAAACACACACACACACACACACACACACACACACACACACAGCUUCAGAUCUCUGCGAAUAAGGCCGAGGACAUGAUAAUAGCAAGAACAUUUCGUUUCCAACAGCUCGGUACUAACUCUGCUGGCGGAUGACGCUCCGAUGUUGAUAUAUUGCUCUAAAAGUAGAGUUUGUAUCGUUUGUAUGAACGUUUUUCCACAAUAAUUUUCAUUUCGCUUUAAAUGGUGAAAACAGCAAGAACGCGAAAUGAAGGCACUUUUAAACUUAUUUAUUCUUUUCAAAUGUUUAAUGUUAGGCUACAGCUAUAGCCACAUAUUGCUUUACUGGCAAUAUUUGCCCAAUGUAACAUGAAGGUUAAAUAUAAGCACUGUUAGUUAUUUCGAGUUUUUUUAUUUAGUUGUACAUAUCUAUAUUGACACGUCUUAUUCCUCAAGCACUGUAUAAACUGUACAUGGUGUAGGAAAUAUCUUUUAGUAUUCUUUUCCCGUUUCAGUUUCUUUAAAUAUUAGUUGAUGUAAUACUUCAGUGUUAUUGAAAAUAAAAUAAUAUUAAUAAUAA